AUGACUGCCUCGUGUCCUGGUUUUCUCGAUCGAUAUGGAAUAUGGAAUAAUGGUUUUGAUUGUUCAUCACCUCGAAUUUGUUGUGGUACGGAAACAGAUCGUUAUUGUUGUAUUCCAUCUAAAUCAUCAUCAUCAUUAUUAUCUCAAACUUCAUAUCAAUCAUCGGAGAAUUUAGUUUUUCACACAUCUAAUAGUUUUCUUUCUGAAAAAUGGUUUUUCUUUCAAAUAUGUACUGCUGCUAUAUUUCUUGCCAUUAUUUUACUCAUGUUUGUUAUAAUUUGUCAAUGUUUAACAUCAAUUCGUCGUAAUAGACAACGUCAACAACAAAGAAUACCUAUUGUUCAAGUACCUGUACCAGCUAGUGUACCACUUUUAAUUGAACAUAAUCGAUCUGUAUCAAAUCGUAUAUCAACAAUAAGUAGUACACCAAGUGAUACUAAAUCACGAUGUACAGAUACAUCAACAGUAUUUAAUACACCACUUAAUCUUUAUCCAACAGCAAAUAAUCGAAAUUCAACAUCAACAUCAUCAUCCUAUUAUAUGUUUCCUAAUGAAUUUGAACAUCUUUGUAAAUAA
This is a messenger RNA of Rotaria sp. Silwood1, 576 nucleotides long. The record is from the annotation of a GenBank genome assembly. Lineage: Eukaryota; Metazoa; Rotifera; Eurotatoria; Philodinida; Philodinidae.